This is a messenger RNA of Saccoglossus kowalevskii, 2099 nucleotides long. It is a transcript of the gene HEY-like, whose product is annotated as hairy/enhancer-of-split related with YRPW motif 1-like. The record is from RefSeq and is marked provisional. Lineage: Eukaryota; Metazoa; Hemichordata; Enteropneusta; Harrimaniidae. Gene Ontology annotation, molecular function: DNA binding; protein dimerization activity. Gene Ontology annotation, biological process: regulation of DNA-templated transcription.
AGAGGAGAAGACGAACGAGUCAACACGUACUUCCUGAUCGCUCCCGAGAACCUAACCAAAACACACUACGAAAAUGAAGAGGACGUUUAGUGAAACAGAAAGUGAGGACAUUUUCGACGAAAUGAACAAGAGCUCACCGAGUCAGUCAUGUCCACUGGCGUCACGGAAAAAACGACGCGGGAUAAUCGAGAAGAGACGGCGAGACAGAAUCAACAACAGUCUGUCGGAGCUGCGCCGGCUCGUGCCUGCGGCAUUCGAAAAACAGGGCUCUGCUAAGCUGGAAAAGGCCGAGAUAUUGCAAAUGACGGUCGACCACCUGAAAAUGCUUCAUGCUAAAGGAGCUUGUAUCGAUGGGUCGUUCCAUCCUUAUGGUGACGCGCAUGCCUACGCUAUGGAUUACCGAGCCCUUGGAUUCAGAGAGUGUGCAGCGGAAGUUGCUCGUUACCUAGUAACCGUUGAAGGGUUGGACAUCCAAGACCCCCUGCGUCUCCGUUUGAUGAGCCAUCUCCAGUGUUACUCAGCACAGCAAGAAGCACAACGCAGACAGGCCUGGAAUAACGUUUCAUCCCAUCACAGCCAGUUCACAUCCACCACCGUAAUAAGCCAACACAACAAUCCUACGGACCCACAUCUGUCGAUACCACCUGCAGCUCCUAUACAAGCCACCUCAGAACCUAUGAGACAGCCAAUUAUGACAAGUCAGGGACCAGACACAGCAUCACUACCAACCUCGUGCCACCUUCGAAUGCCGUCUUCAGUCACCAGUACAAGCUGUACGGCGCAGAUAUCACCACAGCUUCUGUCGUCAAUGCCUGCCGUGCACACGCAAUUCCCCAUGUCAGUGAGCACACUACCAGUACUAUCGCCUAACGGAUUCAGCCCAACGUCACAUACUAUUGUGUCAAAACCGUACAGACCGUGGGGAUCGGAACUUGUUUACUGAACACACAUAUAGCGGAACUUGUGCAGUUUCUGUGCCAUUGGACACACUGCACGGCGCCAGGCCGUGACCUAUUUGCAAUAUCUGUUGUACCAAAUACGUCAACAAUCGUCAGUUAUGGUGUCCGUGUUUCAGGACAACCGGGGAAGCAGGCGAAAUCUCACCACCGAUAUUUGUACCAUUGAAAUGACCAUAAUUUAUUACAUCCCUCCACCGCUCAACGUCUUAUGGAGCACAACAAGGACUUAUAUUGAGGAAAAUAUAAGCUGCAAAUUUGAAGUCGGCCAACCUCCACGAACACGUGAUAACUAAAGUUCUCUGACGUCACAAUUUAACAUCGUCAACGUUCAUGGAACCUGGCCAAUUAAUGCUAAAAUCGCAUUAUAAAUUUAGCUCCACUGACAGAACUUGCCAAGACACAAACUUUUAUUUUUUUAUGAAUAUAUGAUGUUUUGUACGAAACUUAUCGCCUUGAGUACCAAGCAUAUGAAAGACAAUCUUUAUAUUUUGAUAAUUGUUUUUCUUUAUUAAAUAAUGCGUGAUUUGUUUUUUUUCUACGAACAGGCUUCAAGGUGCCUUAUCUGAAAUCCUUUUCUUGUACAUAGUUAACAAGAAUUUAUGUUUGAAAUUUGUUUUAUAGUUAUUUAUUCUUUUGUUCUAGUUCAUUUGUUUGCUGCCAAACAGCUAAAGCUUGAAGCUGUAUUAUUCGUAGUUGCCAACGCUACACGGACUAAGCGUGAUUUAUGUUAGAUUGGUUGGCAGUCUCAUUUUUGGAGGAUACUUCUAUGUGAUGUAGUUCCCUAACUGUCACGCAUAUAAUGUGGAUCAGUUGCGGCACUGGUCCAACCAACUGAUUUCAUCUACAACUACCACGUUUUUUGUAAAACCAAAGAAAGAUGCAAUAAAUGGUAUGGUAUAACAGCGUAUCCUCCAACACAAUUAAGACAUUGUACAUUUUAUUCAUUUGAGAGAAAUUAGAAAACUGACUUAUUAUAGAAAAAAGUAAUUUCGGCAGAGGUUGAAACAGAGGACCAGUUUUAAAAAGGGCGUCUCUUUUUUGAGCACGUGCUCCGAUGAGCCCCGUCUAUGCAAGAUUGUUAUAUGUAAAUUACUGUACAGGUUUGUGAAACCUUUCAUUAAAAAAAUGAAAUAUUUAAAA